Labrus bergylta (ballan wrasse) is the source of this 7368-nucleotide messenger RNA. NCBI's taxonomy places the organism in Eukaryota, Metazoa, Chordata, Actinopteri, Labriformes, Labridae. The record is from RefSeq and is a predicted model, not a curated record.
CCCACCCACCCCUCUGUAUCUCCCUCUAUUGUGUGUGUGUCUUUUUUUGUGUAUCUUUGACGUCUUAUAAGCACAAAAAAAAAUUUUUUGUUUGCCUUUCUUUCUUUUUCUUUUUUUCUACCUCCUCAUUUCCGCAUUUCGCACCCAUCUGUUUCAUGCUGCCUGUUCGUUCACACCUCUGCAAGUCUUUCAUACCAUCUGUGAGAGUGUGUGUGUGUGUGUGUGUCUGUAAUCACGGGGCUCUUUGCUAAAAGGUGGCAUCUGGACAGGUGUCACCUUUGGGUAACUUGGCAGAGCGGUGUGUCCUGUUGAGACCACUCAGAGAGAGAGAGAGAGAGAGAGAGAGAGAGAGAGAGAGAGAGAGAGAGGGGGGCGUUCUUCUGGAGAUAUUACACAUUGAACUUCCUUAUUGUUCAGUUUUAUUCCCAUUUAAACUUCACAGACUCUCCUGAGGGGAACAAACUGGAUUUAUUGGACCUGCAGAAGAAGAAGAAAUAGUCCUCCUGUCUUCUCGGCGACUUGCAGCAGAAAGGAGAAUGUUUAAUACAUGGGCUGCUUUAUCAAUAAUUCAGUGUAAAGUGGGCAACCCCGUGUUGCCUGGUGGGCGUUGAUCAAGACGUUCAGAGCUGUGACUGUUGGGGGGGUUUGAUGCCUGCUGAUAGCUCGGUCCACUGACAGCCCGCCCUGACGAUGUGUCGCCUCCCUCUGCGUCUCCGCUGAUCGCCGGCUGCUUCCCGUAACAGCUGACUUCACUUCCAGCUGAUCUCUUGGACGCAUCAGACGAGCCUCAUUUCACUCUUCUUCUUUUGGAUCAACUUUUUUCUCCCGCAGCAGAAAGAAGAAGAAGAACUGAAUCAUCUGCAUUUGCACGGAUCCUCCUCCAGUAUUUUUGUCUCUUUGUGUUUCUUGCACUUGAAGCCCCAGUUUUUUGUUUUUUGUGUGUGUGUGUGUUGAUCCAUGCGCCCUCGCCUCGCCUCCGACCAUGAUCGGUGUUAACAGCCUGCACUCUGCGGGGCGCCUACGCUCUCGCUCGCUCUGCACCGUGCGCUACGGGAGAGACUUCCGGAUGAUGGACCCGUUCCGCUAUCCCAGAACCCCGCGCUCCCGCUCGCUCAAACCCCUCGUGUUCCCGGACCUGCUGGGCAAAGCUCAGGACGGACAGAAUCAUCCGCAGGCCCGGAAGAGGAGGAAGGCGCUCUACAACUCAAUCAAGAAUCAGAAGCUGCAAUGGACACUGGACGAGGAGGAGCUGCGGAAGUCCUUCUCGGAGCUCGGGGACAGCCUGUGCGACUCCAACGCCUCCAGGUCCAUGAAGCGGGUGGGCAGCAGCGAGAAGCCCCUGGCGGACGAGGGGGAGCCUACGGGAGCGCUGCUGUACAAGAACGGGUUCCUGGUCCGCAAAGUCCACGCGGACUCAGACGGCAAGAGAACACCGCGAGGGAAGCGAGGCUGGAAGACGUUCUACGCCAUCCUUAAAGGGCUCAUCCUCUACCUGCAGAAAGGGGAGUACAGGCCCGACAAGCAGCUCUCUGAGGAGGACCUGAAGAACGCCGUGUCCAUCCAUCACUCUCUGGCCAUGAAGGCUUCAGACUACAGCAAGAGACCCAACGUGUUCUACCUGAGGACGGCCGACUGGAGGGUUUACCUCUUCCAGGCACCGAACGCGGAGCAGAUGCAGUCCUGGAUCACACGGAUCAACACGGUGGCCGCCUUGUUUUCCUCUCCUCCGUUCCCGGCGGCCAUCGGCUCCCAGAAGAAGUUCAGCCGGCCGCUGCUGCCGGGGACGAUGUCCAAACAGAGCGAGGAGGAGCAGGUCAGAUCUCAUGAAUCUCGAUUCAGAGGUCUCUCCACCGAGCUGACCGAGCUGCGUUCCUACCCUCCUGACCGCAAAGUCAAAGGUCGCGAGCUGGAAGAGUACCGCCAGAAGGACGAGUAUCUGGAGUUUGAGAAAACACGGUAUGGGACUUAUGUGAUGCUGCUGCGAGCUAAAAUCCGGAGCGGGGAGGAGGACCUGUCCCUGUUCGAGUCCCAGCUGCUGGAGGACAACGGGCUGCAGCGAGCUCACUCCAGCCCCACGCUGCAGGACAGCAGCCAGGCCAGCCAGGUGAGCCAGGCCAGCAGCAGAGACGGAGGCACCAGCAGCAAAGCAAGCGCCUGCAGCGGCGGCGGCAAACCCCCCCGACAACAGGAGGGGCAGAGACACAGCUACAGACAGGCCGUCAAGAAGUGAGGCGGGGGCGUGGGGCGCCGGGAGAGCGGCACAGCGUUGCACUGCCAGCAGGCGGGGCUGUCUCCCUGCAGCGGUUUUUAUUUGAGAUCCAGGAGGGGUUUGGAGCUCUGCUUGAAGGGGGGAGCAGGGAGUGAGGGGUGGUCUACUACCCCACACGCUUCCCCCCCGACCAAGACCCCAAUCUUCUCGUCUACCAGAGGAGGUGCUGGUGGGGAAACCCCCCCCCGGGCCAGGAUGUUGGUGCAGGAGGUGGGAGGUCACAGGUGUCUUUGAGAGCGGGGACGCUGGGCGCAGCAGCAGAUGGAGAUAUAAACGCGGUGCUCACACUGAACAGCUGACAGGAACGAGCAUCCAGCAGCAUCUUUUACUUUUCUCCACCUCUCCCGUCGAACUUCUUCUCCCACCUUUUUUCUUGACUUUCAUUCAGUUUUUGGGACCAAAACAUAAAAAAAAACAUCCCCAUUGUAGACGACUGAUUGUUUGUUUUUAAAAGUGUAAACUUGACUUUGAAAGCAUCACCAGGAGCCAUUACAUUCCAGCUCCCCCCCUCCCCACCGUGGUGUGUUCACAUUCCACACAAGGAGCAGGACGUCACAGCUCCUCUCUCACUGCAGGUUGGUUUUCAGAAGACGAUGAAAAUGUUGCGGCUGCAGAGAGUAACGACGUGAUGAGACGGCGCGGCUCCUCUCUCUCCCUCUUCUCUCGAUCGCUGACGGCAAAAAGCAUCGGUAGAAGAAGAAGUCGCUCCUGAUGCGCGGCGAUUUUUAAAACUGCAUCUUAUCGAGAGAUUUUUUUUUGUUUUUGUUUUUUUGUAUUUGUGUGUUUCGCUCUACUUGAAACAGGCGAUCUCUUUUCUGCUUCUGUCCCGUGGUUGUGCUUCUGUUUCUCUAUAUUUCUUGGCCGAGAGUUUGUUUUUUCUCAGUGAUCCGCAUGCCUGCAUCCAGCUCAGCUUCUUUUUUUAAGGCCUUUUUUUUUUUCUUGAUUCGAGGAAAAAAGUUGUUCUCUCUCUCUUAGGGGUCGUUUCUCUUCAUGCCGGUGCCAUAACCCAACAUGUCUGUACUUAUAGCCUCUCAUUUAUAACCCCCCCUCCCCUCCCCUAUUUGACCACUCACCAGGCAGACCCUGAAUGUUCUUGUUUUUUCAAUAUUUUUACAGUAUUUUACAGCCAGUUUGUUGAUGUUGAACCUUAUUCCACAUGUGUACGUCAAAGUGUAUGAUGAAUAUUGUAAAAGGAAAUAUGUUACCCACACUCUUUGUAAGCAUCCAGGAUAUGUUGUGUAUAUAAAAAUGCACCGUUUAUAUUGUAGGAUAUAUGACGACAAAGUAUAUUUACAAUAUAUUCAACUCUUCAUUGUGAGGACGCGUUAAGUAUGAGUCCCAGACGUGCGACGCCAUAAUAAUCUUGUGUUCCUUUUUCUUACAUGGUGGCACUAAAUCAGCACAAUGUGUGUGUUACAGUGACGCAUUUAUCAGAGAUUAGGACGUGAUUUUAAAGAUGCUUUUGAUGUUUUUUGAGAAGGAAGCUGUUAAAAAAAGAAAAGAAAAGGAGGAGGUUUUCCAAAGGCGGCGCAUGGUUCGCUCUGAACUAGCAUGAUUUUAAAAAGGGGGUCGUCGGUUGGAGCAAAAUGCAUGAAAAGGGGGAAGAAUGUAAAAAAAAAAAGAAGAAUCAUUCAGGAGGGUGUUACAAGAUGUUUGGUAGCCACACACACCUCCAUUAGCGUUAUCGAUGUUUAGCCAUUUUAUCUACUCAGGCUUUUUUUAACACCUUGACCAGCUGCAGCGCCUGUGUCUGACCAGCAGGGGGAGCUGUUUGUUGUUUUUUUUCCAGCCAUACACAUCUGCUGCACCUGCAGUGAAUAUGCAUGACCCCGCCCCCUCCCGCUCACCUGAGGGCGGGGACGGAAACUGCAGGGCUAAAACCAGACAAGAGCUGUUUGUGUUUUUAACUCUAGAUGUCAAGUGUGUGUGUGUGUGUGUGUGUGUGUGUGUGUGUGUGUGUGUGUGUGUUUUCUGUAUGUGAAUGUUACUAUGUGCAUGCUGUGACUGCGCUGGCCGUACAAACAAAGCAGCGUCACGUUGUUCCUCCAUCCUUACAAACGUGUUCUUUGAAUUUAUUUGAAUAUAUUUGAAUAUUCAGGAUUUCGGCUCAUCGUCGUGUUCGCCUCUCAGUCACCGAUCUGUUGCAGUUUCGAGACAUUUUCGUCCGACUUUCCAACAAAAGCCAAACAAAUCCAGUAUUUCUCUCUUGCUUCCUGUCUUGUGUGGUAGUGAAACAGAGAAUCGGGCUGAGAAAAAGCAAUUCAAAGACACAAUCACUGCCAUUGUUUCACUGCUUUCUCACAUUUUUGCCAAACAAACAAUGUUAGAAAAUGAAAAAAAACAAACCAUGUGAUGCAGCCUGACUGCAGCUUUUUGCUCAUCUACACUUCAUUCUCUGUUUUUCAUAUCCUAAAUGUCCCUCCAUCUUUCUUCACUUUUCUCUCUGGUGGCUUUAAAGAAAGUAUUCGGCAUGUGGAUAUCGUUAGCUGACUUCCUGUUACGUUCCACCGCUCAUGAGACUUUACAUCCCGACUCUGUAUUUUAUCUGUUCUGUUUAUAAAGUGGCCAAAGCCGUCAGAGGGCGCACAGACUCGUGUCAAAGGUCAUUCAUGGUCCACUGAGGAGGCAGAUGAAGACGUUUGGUUCUUUCUUUAACGUCCACUGACGUCACAUGAAUCCAAAUAUUAGAUAAAAAAGCACUUCUUAAGAUUUCAUCCUGGACUAAAUAGUUACAAUUUAAGGGUUUAAAAAUAAACUCGUCGGGUGCAUUGUAACCCUUCUCUUUCCAAAAUGUGAAAAAUAAAAAUGUCACCAGCUGAACCUCUAACAAGCACAGCCAACAAGCCAGUAAGCACAGAUGUAUAAAAACCAACCAGCAGACUUUAAUUGAAUCCCAAGAUAAACUGUUUUUUUUGUCUUUUUACAGAGCACUUUAAUUUUUUCCACCUGCUGUUUUUAAAGUCAAGAAUGAAGUUUCUGUCCUGAUGGUACGACAGAUGUGUCAAUCUGUUUUCCACUUCCGGGUCUGUUUGGUUUUAUUUGUUAGUUUCCUGCCAUCAGUGGUGGUCUUGAUUGGUCUUGAUUUAGAGAGACUGAAACCUUUAUAAAGUGGUCUAGAGGCGGUCUUGAGACCAGACACAGAGUUCAAGACAAAGUUGUCUUUAUUGACAAUUUUUUCCAUACAUAAAAAUCGAUAAAACCUUCCUCUCCAAACCGCGGUGCACGCUAAGUAUAAAAGCAAUGCUGAGCUUUAAGAUCUUGUUUCUAAAAUUAAAACCUUCUAGGAUUUUUACGACAUUGGCUCCCAAAUCUGGAGUCUGGGGGGGUCUGGGGGGGGACGGCAAAGAUCUAGGUUAAAACUUUAGUUUUGCACGUAUUAACUGAAACCAUGAAAACAUACAUACUGGAUUGAUUUCUUAAAAUGUGUGUGCAGUCCUAAUCUGGCCCUUUUGGAUUUCAUAGAAGCUGCAGCAGUUAGUCGAUCAAAAACAAAAACAGAUCUGCACAGAUUCAGCAAAUUUGCGGUCGUUUCUUAAAAGCAGAAAUGCCAAUAAUCGAAUGUGAACCCUCACUGCAGCGCAGAAUAGUGAAUAACAUCCUUUAACUUCAAAGUUUAGAGAGUUUAAAUCUCUCUUAAAAUCCUCCAAAACUUCACAAGCACUCGAGGAAAUAAGCAGCUGAUAAAUCAAUAAUGAAAAACCCCACUGAUACGAUUUAAAAAGUUUAUCUUAAAAUCUUUUUUUUAAACUGGAAACUGAAAUAAAAACCUGAAACAGAUCUUCUAACUCAAGCAGCAACAAGUCAUCAAUAAGUAGGUCAAAGGUGAAUCGAUUGGAGGACAUAUUUGAAUGAUUUUAGCCAUUUUUAUUUUUUUAAACUUAUUUUUUAUUGAGUACACCGAUAAAAUAUACAACUUCAGGAGAUGCUGUUCAGUUACAUUGUCCAUUUUCUCAUGAAAUCCUAACAUGCCAUUUUACCAAACAACUACACAUCCAUAUCCAUACAUGUAUACACACACACCCUUUCCUUCAUACCUACAUUAGAUAGACAUAAACUUACAUACAUACAUAUAACCACACAUAUGGCAGCCUUAAUUUUAGCCAUUUGUUUUACUCAUUUAUGUCACAUUUUUGUUGGUUCCAGCUUCUUAAAAGUAGUCCUCUAAGCAGUAUUAUGUGCAGAUUGAUGAAACAGAUGAAGGCGUAUCUGCAUCAGAUCACCUCCACACAGUGAGAUAACCUAACCUGACAGCAUGUGAUGAGAUAUUCUGGGCACACGGCUCUGUACACUCUGGUACAGUAUGGAUGGAUGUAAUAUAUAAAGGGAGGCAGCUCCACCUUGACAAAGUCUCCAAGGUCCCCCCCCCCCUUCCUCCUCCAUCAUGUGUUGUCUCCACUCCCUCAUAUCAAAGAGCAGCUGCAGGAUCUCCAUGGCACUGGUUUGGCGUUGAUGUACUGGUCUGGUUUCCCCUGAUGGAGGGCUCUGCGACGCUCAUGUGAAAGUCACCCUGUGGUCGUGUGUGUGUGCACGGCUGCAGGCUUCACCUCGGUUAAAGCCGCAGUGCAUGUCUGCAGCCGUCUGGACAAACUGUUCUGUCCACCCAGAAGCCUCGUUUCUGAAUGUAAAUAAAGCAUGAGACGUUAUGGCCUGCGUUCAUUUAUGAUAUGGUUAAGAGUAUUACAUAAAAGGUUAAUAUAUAAAGUAGGUCGACAUUCGCCCCCCCCCCCCGUCCUUGAGCUCAUGGUCAUUUUUGUUGUUUUUGUUUUGAUUUUCUCUCAAUGUGAAUGAAGGAAUAUUUAAAAGCUGUCGUACGCUGUCGUUGUUUUAGAGACUCGAGCCGGCUCAAACAAAUCUUUUUUAGUUUUUUAGACUGGUGCAGGUUCAGAGAGGCAAUGCUCAUUUUAUGCUACACACACACACACACACACACACACACACACACACACACACACACACACACACACACACACACACACACACACACACAUACACUGGGCUACAUGUGUCACUGCCUUGUUUUAAACUCACCAAGGGAAAUGUUGUCUGUGAGCUUCUCUAUGGGAGGUGGAAGAGGAAAAUAAAAGUGUUUUGGAAGCUUG